Acaulospora colombiana is the source of this 2577-nucleotide messenger RNA. Lineage: Eukaryota; Fungi; Glomeromycota; Glomeromycetes; Diversisporales; Acaulosporaceae. The record is from the annotation of a GenBank genome assembly.
AUGUCACUUUCCGCUGUUGAACGGACUCCUGUCGAGAUCUGGGAUCUGAUCUUGAGGUGUGCCGUCACCAUGCCAUUCCUGCCUUUCACGGAGAGAGGCGUUCUUUCAGCACAUCUAGCCGACAACUUCAACAUGAUCUCAUCUAUGUGCCCGAUCGACUUGAUGCGCCUAGACGCACAAACUACGAAUAUACAAGCCAAUAUAAACUCAACGAUUUACUCAUAUAUCAGUGUAUACCUGGCUUAUCAACCGCAGGAAGCGAGCUCAGGGAGGGUAGACGACGAUGCCCGCAUUCCUCGAGUCAAUGUCCUUAUCUUGGGUCCAUUGACUACACGCUCUCUAAGAGCUCUCAAGCCACACUCUAACCUUGUUGUAUUAUCAAUUGGGUUUAGUCCGGAGAUCCCAGCAACGUGGUCGAUGGAAGAGUUAUCGACAUGCGCUCCCAGACUAAGUCACCUCCACCUCGAAGAUGUUCACAAGAACCUUAGACUGCUUUCGAAUCAGCUAGUCCAUUCUAAUCUACGCUAUCUCAGCUUACUGACCACAAGCUGGGGCGAACAUGACUCGCCUAUAAAUUGGACUUUCCCAUCUCUACAAACUUUAGUUAUUCAUGGAAAGUUACAUAGGCCAUCGCACAAGGUCAUUAACGACUUUAUUUCUCGGCAUGGUAAAGGGCUUACUGGUCUAGAUAUCGGUUAUCGUUUAUCUGGUGAAGAUUAUCUGACUCUCGGGGAUCUCCCACCUACUUUAUGGGACACCUGUCCGCACCUCAGUGUGUUUGGAAUGGAUGCAUUUAAUAUCUUCACAGACUUCAAGUUCGAGUUGCUGAGAAAAGCACGCGAUAAGGAUAACAGCCCCUCAAUAGAACUACUCUUGCAUAAGCUCUCGGAGUAUCCCCAACGGUUAUAUCAACCGACUAGGUUCUUGCAGGGUCUGAAGGACCGAUGGAAUGUGACAAAUUUUAUUCAUCCUUCGCCAUGGGCCGAGCAAAUAUCGUUGAAAGAGAUCCAAUCACUUGGUCGACCGAAGAAUGCAGUACAGUCUAUCUCCUCGCCGCCACAAACCUCACCAAGCCGCCCUUGGAAUGCGCCAAAAUAUCGUACGCAUCAUCUCAUUCAAAGUUAUGUUACUAAAUUGAUCCGUUUCAGAGUGCCUCUCGACUAUGCAGACUCUAGCAAGGGAACGAUUCGUCUACAAAUGGCUCGUAUACCCGCAAGCCAACAGCCUAGUCGGGGCGGUAUUUUUUUCAAUCCAGGUGGACCUGGGGGUUCCGGUGUAAUCAAUAUAGCUCAAGUUGGAAGUGACUUUGUCGAAAAGUGGGGCGCAGACUGGGACUACAUCUCAUGGGAUCCUCGGGGUAUUUGGGCUUCGGAACCUUUCAUCAAGGACCUGACCCCUGCAGAGAAAAUGGAUAUCUGGGGAGAAACCAUCCAUCCCGGACAGUACGAGGUUGAUACUCAAGAAUUUAUAGCCGGAGCCAAGCUUCGAUUGUCGAUCAAGGGCUGCAAAAGUUCGACGAGGCAUUCAAGAGCAAGAAUGUUUUCGUGCAUUGACGAUUCCUGUAGCAUCAGCACCACCUCCAAUGUCCGGGAUAUCGUCAGCAUGGCGGACGCCCUAUACGGAAGCGAUAAAGAUAUCAAUUAUUAUGGAAUCAGUUAUGGUACUUAUAUGGGAAUGAUAUUUACCCAGAUGUUCCCCAACAGGGUCGGCAAGGUGAUCAUUGAUGGAGUCGCGAAUCCUCAAGCAAACUCGCAGUACCUUCCAAUCCUUGGCGCGGACGAACAAUAUGGGGACGCAAAUGCAGUCCUCGAAGGAUUCUACAACACUUGUGCUCUAGCUGGACCCAGCAAGUGUGCGGUUGCUGAGCGAUAUCCUACACCAGAGGGUAUCAAGGGAGCCCUCGAUCAAAUGUUGGGGGCCACAUACAAGAACUGGAAUGACGGAAAUGGGGGACUGAGCUAUAACCAGUUCGCUCAACAAGCCAUCUUUGCCAACCUUUACUACCCUUCUUGGCCAAAGACUGCCCAAGCUAUCGUACUCGGUCUCAACGGAUCUCUCAGCGAGUCUGCGGCCAUGCUGAAGACGAUACCGGAAGAGAAUCGGUUCAAGCUACCCCUUGUAUCCAGCACGCCUGCUUACUCUGGGUCAAUAUGGAAGAGGGACCUGGACAAGCGACAAUUUAAUGCCAACUAUUACGGGUGCUCGGAUACUCCCGAAGUGAACCCUGAGAUUGUGACAACAGAAAGGGUGAUGGAGGAAAAGAUCCGCAUAUCACGAACCGUAUGGCCUAUAGCGGCGUCCCUCCACUAUGCCGAUCACUUUUGUCACCGGUACACCUCCCGUGGUGUCGAGAGAUACUCUGGUCCUUGGGACGUACAACCAAAGAAUGUCGUGCUCGUUAUUGGAAACCAAGCGGAUCCGUCCACACCUUUUCGAAACGCGCAACUUGUGACUAGAUUACUAGGAAGCAAGGCUAGAUUAGUGCAGCAAGCUGGAUACGGUCACACGACUUGUAAGUAUCUGCUUUCCCUCUCAUCUUCCGAAACUGAGACUAACUUUGGCGUACAGUUGCUCUGA